Panicum hallii is the source of this 1850-nucleotide messenger RNA. RefSeq names its product phospholipase A1-Ibeta2, chloroplastic-like. The record is from RefSeq and is a predicted model, not a curated record. The transcript has a single exon. Gene Ontology annotation, biological process: lipid metabolic process. Bases 50 to 1618 code for a protein of 522 amino acids. Lineage: Eukaryota; Viridiplantae; Streptophyta; Magnoliopsida; Poales; Poaceae. Gene Ontology annotation, molecular function: glycerophospholipase activity.
GGCUCUGUCUAGAUCUUUCUCUUGGUUCUCCCGCAACGACGAGAGCGCCAUGUCCGCUGCGGUGACGGCGCCGCCGUGCCACAGCCGGCCGUCGCCUCUCAACCCCAACUCGACGAGGGCCACGCCGAGCAGCAGCUCCGGCAAGCCCAACGCCGUGUCCACCACGAGGAGGCACAUCGCCAACCUCGACCGCCUCCUCGUCAAGCCGCCGCCGCUCCCGCUCCCGGUCCAGCACAGGAAAGCGCCGGCCGAGGCGCCCCGCGACGGGGAGGCCACCCCCGACGACCGCAGCAGCCGCGGCGGGCUGCUCAACGCGCUCAACCUGUCCACGUUGCUGCCCUUCACGCGGAAGCCCGCCGUGGACGAGAUGUCCCCGCGCAGCCUGGCGUACAUGCAGCGCCUCCUGACGCUCUCGCCGCGGCUGUCGCCCAAGGGUUCCAUCGCCGGCGAGUGGCGGAGGUACCACGGCGAGGGCGGGUGGGAGGGCCUCCUCGACCCGCUCGACCACAACCUGCGCCGCGAGCUCCUCCGCUACGGCGACUUCGUGCAGGCCGCGUACACGGCGUUCCACUCCAUGCCGUCGGCGGCCGAGGCGGCCUCGCACGGCCAGCACCGCACGCUCGUGCUCCCGGACCGCUCGUACCGCCCGACGCGGAGCCUGUUCGCCUCGUCGUCGCUGACCAUCCCGCCGUGGGCGCAGCGGCGCUCGGCGCCCAGCUGGCUCACGCAGCGCACCAGCUUCGUCGGCUACGUCGCCGUCUGCGACAACGAGCGGGAGGUCCGGCGCAUGGGCCGCCGCGACAUCGCCAUCGUGCUGCGCGGCACCGCCACGUGCCCCGAGUGGGCCGAGAACCUCCGCGCCAGCCUCGUGCCGCUCGCGGGCGACGACGACGCGUCCGCGCCCAAGGUGGCCAAGGGGUUCCUCAGCCUGUACAAGACGCCAGGCGACCACGUGCCGAGCCUCUCGGCCGCCAUAGUGGAGGAAGUAAAGCGUCUCAUGGAGCUGUACAAAGGGGAGGAGCUCAGCAUCACGAUCGUCGGCCACAGCCUCGGCGCUUCCCUGGCCCUCCUCGCCGCCGACGAGCUCAGCGCGUGUCUUGCGGCCGACACGGACGACAGCGCCACUACGGACCAUCACCGGCCGCCGCCCAUCGCGGUGGUCUCCUUCGGUGGCCCCAAGACCGGGAACCGCGCGUUCGCGGACCGGCUGCAGCGCGAGCGCGGCGUGAACGUGCUGCGCGUGGUGAACGUGGGCGACGUGGUGACGCGGGUGCCGGCGCCGAUCGCGCGGGAAGGGUACGUGCACGCGGGCGGCGCGGAGCUGAGGCUGCACAGCCGCGACUCCCCGUGCCUGCGCCCCGACGCAGGGCCGUCGUGCUGCCACGACCUGGAGGCCUACCUGCACCUGCUCGACGGCUUCACCGGCUCCGGCCGGCCGUUCCGCGCCGACGCGAGCCGGAGCGUGGCGCGGCUGCUGACGUACCAACGGCCCAGCGUGAAGCGCGCGUACGUGGAGCGCGCGCGGGUGCUCGGGUUCGAGCCGGCGUCGCCGAGGACCGCCACCGCCAACGGCGCCUGCGCCGACGGCCAGUACGGCUACUUGGCCAGCCCCACAUGAUCCGCCUGUAGCAUGCAAAUGCAUGCACACCCUCCAAAGUUAACAAGAGUAUCUGCACGUGUUUCUAUAAGUGUGCAAUCAGUUCUGGUGUGUAUGACUGUGUAUCCAGUCACGCCGUGUUUACAUUUUGACUAUCGGUAACAUGCACGCGGUUUAGGCUAUUUGCAAGGUUUCAUUGCGUGAUUUUUAAAGUGUCAUGUUAUCUAUUGAUCGAUUGAGUUGAUGAAUGAAA